Molecule: messenger RNA, 1164 nt
Organism: Sclerotinia sclerotiorum 1980 UF-70
Lineage: Eukaryota; Fungi; Ascomycota; Leotiomycetes; Helotiales; Sclerotiniaceae
Product: LAP2
Exons: 3
Coding region: 1-1164 (387 amino acids)
Biological process (GO): proteolysis
Molecular function (GO): metalloexopeptidase activity
Source: RefSeq, a predicted model, not a curated record
AUGAAGUUCACAAACUUAUCACUCUUAGCUUUAUCGGCAUCUCUUGCAUCUGCAAGAUUUGUUGAACAACACGAAACCGAUCAGGUCAUCCUAAAUUCUAAUGCUGUGACUGAUGAACGUUAUCUCAUCGAGACUGCCCCUGGCAAACAACAAUGGGUUACAGAAGAGGAGAAAUGGGAAUUAAGAAGAAAUGGGCAAAACUUCAUGGACAUCACAGAAACCCCGGAACUCGGAACUCUUAGGACUUCAUCGGUGAAGGUGAAGUUUCCAUCGAAACCUACACUUCAAAAAGACCUCAAACCUCUCCUGGAAGACUUGAGCAAGUCUAAAAUGCACAAGAAUCUCGAGACUUUCACCAGUUUUCAUACUAGAUAUUACAAGUCUGACUACGGUCGUCAAUCAUCUGAAUGGCUUCUCGAGCAAGUUCAAACAUUGAUCAAGGAUGCUGGGGCCGAUAAAUACGGAGCUCAUGCCCGUCACUUCAAACAUUCAUGGGGACAAAACAGCAUUAUUGCUACCAUUCCUGGACAGAAGAAUUCUACGGUUGUUAUAGGAGCACAUCAGGACUCAAUAAACCUCUUCUUACCUUCAAUUCUAUCUGCGCCAGGGGCAGACGAUGAUGGAAGUGGAACUGUGACCAUUCUCGAAGCCCUUCGCGUAUUACUCACAUCCAAGGAUAUCAUUAAAGGAAAGGGGGAGAACACCAUCGAGUUUCACUGGUACUCGGCUGAAGAAGGUGGACUGUUAGGUAGUCAAGCCAUUUUCUCAGAAUACGAGAAAACCGGCCGGGAUGUCAAGGCUAUGCUCCAACAAGACAUGACGGGAUACACGCAAAAGACUUUGGAUGCUGGAGAGCCUGAGAGUGUGGGAGUCAUCACUGAUUUCGUCGACCCCGAUUUGACAGAUUUUAUCAAGAAAAUCGUUACCGAAUAUUGUACGAUCGAUUUUGUGGAAACUCGUUGCGGCUAUGCUUGCAGUGACCACGCCAGUGCUUCAAAAGCCGGAUACCCUUCUGCUUUCGUAAUUGAGAGCGAUUUCAAGUAUUCUGACGAUAGAAUUCACACGUCAGGUGAUACUUUGAAUUUCUUAAACUUCGACCACAUGCUUCAACAUGCUCGUUUGACUCUUGGGUUGGUUUACGAGCUUGCAUUUGCGAAGCUAUAG